Mizuhopecten yessoensis (Yesso scallop) is the source of this 2114-nucleotide messenger RNA. RefSeq names its product leucine-rich repeat protein 1-like. Gene Ontology annotation, molecular function: protein binding. The record is from RefSeq and is a predicted model, not a curated record. Bases 123 to 1382 code for a protein of 419 amino acids. The transcript is spliced from 5 exons. Lineage: Eukaryota; Metazoa; Mollusca; Bivalvia; Pectinida; Pectinidae.
GUAGGAACGAGAUAUUUGGCGGAAAUUUCAACUCUGCUGGAUGGUGGAUGCUGGAAGAUCUUUCAUUUAUCGCCAGAUCGACUGGCUCAAAUUAAGAUCUAGGAGCAAGUUACACCUCCAGCAUGAGGCUGACUUGCAGUGUUGAGGUUCUGAACCGAAUGCUACCAACAAUGAACAUGAAAAACAAGAGCAAAGCAGCCCACACCCAGUUGUCUAUAGGCAAGAAACCAGGAUCAGUGGACGGAACACUUUUCCUGAUGAUGUGUACAGCGAAAGAUCGCAACGGUGCAAAGUUUGUGAUCAACGACAACAUAGAGCAGAUUUUUGCGCGGUUUGUCAGUGAAGGCAAAGCUACCAUACGUGUGAGGGAACCUCCCCAGGACAUCAGUAUCAGCAAAGCUGAUUCAUUACAGCUGAAGAACUUUCUCUCCGUGCUCAGACUUGGUGCUCAAGGGAAAAGUUUGGAUAACGUCACUCUGUCUUGUCUAGCUCCAGCUUCUGGAAAAAAUGUCGAAAAACCCAAAACAAGACUUGUCAUCAAUUCCAGAAAGGAGUAUCCUCUGACAACAAACUUUCCCUCGCGUUUGGAGUUUUUACAUGUGUCACAGUGUCGCCUGAAAAAAGUGGAUUCCCGAAUGCUCAAGUUACAUUGUCUUGUUGAACUAAACUUGAGCGAUAAUGUGUUGGAAAGUCUACCAGAAGAUUUCAGCAAUGUUCCAAAUCUUAGAUCGCUGACUUUGGUACAGAAUAACUUGAAUAAUAUUUCUCCAAAAUUCUUUUUACAAUCAACUUUACAAAACAAUCUUCGUUUUCUUGAUCUCGGACAAAAUCAAUUUGAAGUUCUUCCUCUUCAAAUUUGUGAGUUGCAAGGUUUGGUGACUCUUAAAAUUGAUAAUAAUCAGUUAAAAUAUCUUCCUCCAACCAUUGGUAGACUGAAGUGUAUGAAGUUUUUGUCGGCAACAGGGAACAAGAUUGAAACUCUGCCUGCCAGUAUGACCCAGCUACAGCUAGAGACUAUAGACUUGUAUGGAAACCCAUUCCAACAAGAUGUCCACAACGACCUGCCAGACAGAUUCCCAGACAUUACCCUAAUGGAAUGCUGCGCCAGAUCUAUAAGAAAGCAUAGAGUGAGGUACACUGAGGAGGACCUACACACCCAUCUCUGUAGAUACCUAGACUCUGCCCGUGUGUGUUGGUGUGGAGAAUUCUGUUUCCGGUGCUCUGUGAACUUUACGACAAACCUGUCCCUGUCCAGGAUAGCACACACUGUGUCGGCCGUAGACCAACUUGGCAGGACAAAUGUGCCCAUGAUGUCCUUUCUGUGUUCCCCUCAGUGUCUCAGCAGAUUCCAGAAAAAUCCACACGCUUACUGGAAAAAGUAGACUUUCGAUAUGUUGAUUUUUUUUAUAUAUAUAUACUGUAUAUGUGAAAGACAUUAAGAGUAUUUAACAUCUAACAGUGGAGGAAUAUUAAUGGAAUUUGACUUGAGGAAACUGCAUUACAUAGAUUUACAUUAUUUAUUUGACAUAGAAUUGUGUUUAUGAAAAUGUUGCAGUGCCUUAGAAGUGCUUGCUAUAGCUGUGAUAAAUGGAAGACUAUAUAUACAUUUUAUAUGGUUUACCUUCUGCAUUAUCUCCCUUCAUCCAAAGACUAUUUGUACAUAAAGACUUGUUAUUUGCACAUUAAUAAUGACCUAUUAAUCAAAUUUAAUGCACCUCAUUUUGAAUGAAAAAAUUAUAAUUUAAUAGUAAUAAUGAAUUACAUCAUAUUGAUAGUAAUAUCAUCAAAUGGAUUUCUUAAAACAUUUUGGUUCAGGUUCUAAUUUGCUCUAGUACCGAGUACCCUGUAUCCCCCUACCCUGUUGCCUUUACCCCAUAAACUAACCUGUUUUUCAACCCAUACACUACCACCUGUACCCUUACCCCAUACACUGUAACGUGUACCCUGUACUUUUGUCAACCCAUAUCCUUUUACCCUGUACUCUUUGCCCGUUAUUGUAAUGUGAAAUUUUCCUUCAGUGAAAAUAAGUUGUAGUGUCUUCUUUUGAAAGAAAGUACAUGUAACUUGUUCAGCGGUAUUACACUAACAUGGUUUUGAAAUAAAUUAAGAUAAUC